Molecule: messenger RNA, 950 nt
Organism: Corticium candelabrum
Lineage: Eukaryota; Metazoa; Porifera; Homoscleromorpha; Homosclerophorida; Plakinidae
Product: E3 ubiquitin-protein ligase CHIP-like
Exons: 8
Coding region: 120-944 (274 amino acids)
Biological process (GO): proteasome-mediated ubiquitin-dependent protein catabolic process; protein polyubiquitination; positive regulation of proteolysis
Cellular component (GO): cytoplasm; Z disc
Molecular function (GO): protein-folding chaperone binding; ubiquitin protein ligase activity
Source: RefSeq, a predicted model, not a curated record
AACCGAAAAACCAAUUACAAGCUAACAACAAAUUGCAAACAAUCCGAGAAUUUUUACACGCCAAUUACUCAAUUACUCGACAAACUUCAGCCGAAUAUACGGGACUUUGAGUCUCCCGGAUGUUUACAAUGUCGUCUUUCGAUUUAAAAGAACAAGGCAACCGCUUGUUUACUUCUGGCCAGUAUGAAGAAGCAAUCGCUUGCUACUCGAAAGCCAUCAUCCGCAGUCCCAACGUCACGACGUUUUUCACCAACCGAGCUUUGUGCUACUGUCGCCUACAACGUUGGGAUGACGUCAUCUCUGAUUGUCGUCUCGCUCUGGAGCUGGACAACGGCUCAGUGAAGGCACAUUUCUUUCUUGGUCAAGCCUUGCUGGAACAGGAGAUGUAUGAUGAGGCUAUUGCUGCUCUGAAGAGAGCUUACGAUAUUUCUCGAGACAAACGAAUGAACUUUGGUGACGAUAUCGCUUCAUUACUGAGAAUUGCCAGAAAGAAGAGGUGGGACACUCUUGAAGAAAAACGAAAAUCCGAAGAGAAUCGUAUACAGUUGUAUUUGUCUAGACUUAUGGAGGAAGACAGAGACAGACAAAUGCAAGCGUCUGGGAAGGAUAAGGAGGAUGUUGCGCGGAUCGAGGAGGAGCAUGCUCGAAAUGUGGCUGCUCUGCAUAACUUAUUUGCACAAGCUGAUGAGAAACGGCAGAAACGAGAGGUUCCUGACUAUCUGUGCGGUAAGAUCAGCUUUGAGAUCAUGAAAGAUCCGUGUGUAACGCCAAGUGGAAUAACAUACGAACGAAAGGACAUCGAAGAGCAUCUAAAUAGAGUCGGACACUUUGAUCCAGUCACGAGGACAAAGUUGACACAAGACAUGCUCAUUCCGAAUUUAUCCAUGAAAGAAGUGAUUGAUCAUUUCCUGUCAAAGAACGGAUGGGUGGAGGACUAUUGCUAAACCACG